AUGUGUCCCCGUGUCACCCGUUCUGCCCCGUCUCUCCCAGCAGCUCAGGAUGUGGCGCCGGAGGCUGGUGGGGCUGCUCCGGCUGCGCCCGCCCGGUGACACCAGGCCUGUCCUCGCUGCUGCCGCUCGCUGCCACCACACCGAGCCGGAGGCCCUCAAGUGUGCCUGGCAGUUACACCGCGACCACCUGGAGCUCAGAUACGCCAACACGCUGAUGCGGCUGGACUUCGUGUGGCUGCGGGACCACUGCCGCUCCGCCUCCUGCUACAAUGCCAAGACCAACCAGCGCAGCCUGGACACGGCCAGCGUGGACCUGGCAAUCAAACCCAAGACUGUGCGAGUGGAUGAGACCACGCUCUGCCUCACCUGGCCGGACGGGCACGUGACGCGCUACGGGCUGGAAUGGCUGGUGAAGAACAGCUAUGAGGGGCAGAAGCAGCAGGUGAUGCACCCCCGGAUCCUCUGGAACGCCGAAAUCUACCGCCAGGCCCAGGUGCCCUCCGUGGACUGCCGGAGCUUCCUGGAGACGGACGCGGGGCUGAGGGAGUUCCUGCAGCACUUCCUGCUGUAUGGCAUCGCCUUCGUGGAGAACGUCGCUCCCACCAAGGAGGACACAGAAAUGGUGGCGGAAAGGAUCAGCUUGAUCAGGGAGACCAUUUACGGCAGGAUGUGGUACUUCACCUCCGACUUCUCCCGGGGGGACACUGCCUACACCAAGCUGGCUCUGGAUCGUCACACAGACACAACCUACUUCCAGGAGCCCUGUGGCAUCCAAGUGUUCCACUGUCUGAAGCACGAGGGCACGGGCGGGCGGACGCUGCUGGUGGAUGGUUUCUACGCGGCGGAGCAGGUUCUCCAGCGCGCCCCGGACCAAUUCGAGCUGCUCACCAAGGUCCCGCUGAAGCACGAGUACGUUGAGAACGUGGGAGACUGUCACAACCACAUGAUUGGGAUUGGGCCAGUUCUCAAUGUCUACCCCUGGAACAACGAGCUUUAUCUCAUCAGGUACAACAACUACGAUCGCGCUGUCAUCAACACGGUGCCGUACGACGUCGUGCACCGCUGGUACGCUGCGCACCGCACCCUCACCGCGGAGCUGCGCAGGCCAGAGAACGAGCUCUGGGUCAAACUGAAGCCAGGCAAGGCCCUGUUCAUAGACAACUGGCGUGUGCUGCACGGGCGGGAGGCGUUCACCGGGUACCGCCAGCUCUGCGGCUGCUACCUGACGAGGGACGACGUGCUCAACGCCGCGCGCCUGCUGGGGCUCCGCGCUUAG
Molecule: messenger RNA, 1276 nt
Organism: Nestor notabilis (Kea)
Lineage: Eukaryota; Metazoa; Chordata; Aves; Psittaciformes; Psittacidae
Gene: TMLHE
Product: trimethyllysine hydroxylase, epsilon
Exons: 7
Biological process (GO): carnitine biosynthetic process
Cellular component (GO): mitochondrion
Molecular function (GO): trimethyllysine dioxygenase activity; iron ion binding
Source: RefSeq, a predicted model, not a curated record